AUGUCAACUGCAACACCCAGAAAACCUGCUAAACGCAGUACAAGGAAAACUACUCGUGAAGCAUCUGUCGCUACAAAUGAGUCCACCUCUUCUUCAAAAGCUAACAUGAAUACUACCACUUCUCCAAUAAAGCGGACUCGUGUUCAAGAAAAAUAUGAACUAGGUAAUCUUAACAAUAGAUUAGCCAAUUACAUUGAUAUUGUCAGACGCUUGGAGAAUGACAAAUCUCAACUUGAAAUGAAACUUCAAGAAGUUGAAACAUCAUACAGUUCGCGAAAUGAUAAAAUUUGCACUCAAUUGGAAAAUGAACUCCAGGAUGUUAGAGAUAGACUUGAUCAAUUAAAUAGAGAAAAUGCCACAUUGGCAGUUGAAAGAGAUCGUGCUGAGGCUAGACUUCGUGAUACAACUUCUCAAUUAAAUGAUUGGAAAAGCAAAGCUGAAUAUGGUGAGAUAUUUACUGAUCAGCAAAAGGUUAAGCUUAAGGCACUUGAAGGAGAAAUUAAAAAUCUUAAAGAUAAGUUAGCUUUUGCAGAAAAAGCUUAUCAAUCUGAAAUAACAGAAAUAAAAAGAACUAGAAUUGCAGAUGUUUCUGCUAUUCAUAGAGAUGCUGAAAAUAAAUAUCAAUCACAAUUUGAGGAACAAAUGAAUGCUCUUAGAAAAGAUUAUGAAGAUAAAUUCCAAGCUAGUAGACAAGACAUUGAUAACAUGUAUCGUUCUAAGUUAAACGAUGCUAAUGAAGCAGUCAAACACGCUCGAGAAAAUUCUGCCAAAGCUACAGAAGAAGCCGCUCAUCUUAAAUUAAGAAUUUCUUCUUUUGAAUCUUCGCAAUCAACAAUGGAGAAAACAAUUUCUGAUCUUAAACAAAGAUUAAGUGAAAGUGAAGACAAAGUAGCUGGACUUCGUUCUGAAAUGAACAAACGAAUUGCUGAAAAAGAUCUUGUAAUAAAUGAUAUGGACCAAGAAAUUAAAAAUCUCAUGGAACAAUACCGUGAUCUCAUGGAUAUUAAAGUUCAACUCGAUGUUGAAUUAGAUGCCUAUCGUCAUUUAUUGGAAGGUGAGGAAACCCGUUUGAAUAUAACCAAUGUUUCUUCUGCUGAUCUUUCAAAUAGACAGGAUCUCAAUGCUUCUUCAUCUUUUUUAUCUGGAAGUGUUCUAAGAAAUUUUUUUGGGACUGAGAGAAGAUCUGUGAAAAGACCACGUUUAGAAGAAAGACAACCUGUCGAACAAGUUAUUGAAAUAAUUAAUAACGAACCAGUAACCGUUGUUAAAAACUAUAGCAUUAUUGCCGAAUCUUUUGGACCAUUAGAAAUUGCUGAGGUUGAUACUGAAGGUGCUUUUAUUAAAAUUCAAAAUAAAGGAACAGUUAGCAUUUCUUUAGAGGGAUACAAACUUAGAUUGGCAUCACUUGAAAAAGAUGUUGUUUAUAAAUUUACAAACAAGCAGCCAUUACCUUCCAAUGGUACUGUGACAGUUUAUUCUGCUAAUGCUGGAUUCAAACACAAUCCACCAAGUAAUCUUGUUAUGAAGAAUCAAGAGUGGAUUCUUGGUGACGCUUUUAGACUUGAAUUGUUUGAUUCCAAUGAUGAAGUUGUUGCCUUUUAUGAUGGAAAAAGUACCUCUACAGAAGAACUUGAUCCUGUUCGCGAGGGAAGAGAAAGUUGCAGAGUUAUGUAA
This is a messenger RNA of Strongyloides ratti, 1674 nucleotides long. Its product is annotated as Lamin Tail Domain domain and Intermediate filament protein family-containing protein. The record is from RefSeq and is a predicted model, not a curated record. The transcript is spliced from 2 exons. Bases 1 to 1674 code for a protein of 557 amino acids. NCBI's taxonomy places the organism in Eukaryota, Metazoa, Nematoda, Chromadorea, Rhabditida, Strongyloididae.